This is a messenger RNA of Girardinichthys multiradiatus, 1880 nucleotides long. It is a transcript of the gene urp2, whose product is annotated as urotensin II-related peptide. Gene Ontology annotation, cellular component: extracellular region. Gene Ontology annotation, biological process: regulation of blood pressure; blood vessel diameter maintenance. The record is from RefSeq and is a predicted model, not a curated record. Lineage: Eukaryota; Metazoa; Chordata; Actinopteri; Cyprinodontiformes; Goodeidae. The coding region runs from base 414 to 1088 and encodes 224 amino acids. The transcript has 5 exons. Gene Ontology annotation, molecular function: hormone activity.
ACAAGCCUUUUUCAAGAGGUGCAACUUCGGAGUAUUUGUCUUAAAAAGGAAACCCAACAGUCCAGGUGUUUGGAGGACUUGGAGUUAACUCAACCUUCUGGAUCUGUCACUGGGCUACAGUGCUUGAAGUGAUGUCAAUGUGUCUUUAAAGGAAGUCAAAAUAUUGGCCUAUCUUCAAAGAGUUGUGAUAAUUUAAAAGGACAGCUUGAAAUUUAACUUAGCUGGGCUAUAGAGCACCAACCCGGCAUCAGCAAAACACCUGAAGAAUUUAAUGCCAAUUUGAAGAUUAGAAGAUAGCAUACUAUCGACUGAGAAGCAGCUGGAGUUUUUGGAAAAGAAUCCGGAUUCUGAAACAAUAGCACACAGUGAAUUCCUUAAAACUAACAACAGGCCGGGACAGACUUACAGACGCAAUGCUUAACAGAGCAGCAGCUGUUUUUGUGAUGAAGGUGGUUUUAAUCAAGCUGAUGCUAUAUGGAGUACAAGUUAAUUCAGCACCCACUGAGAGAAGUGAAGAAAUGGCUGAAACAACAGGCUUUGGGAAAAUGGCAAAUCCUCUACCAGCUGACACUGUUGCAUCAUCAGUCCUGUUAAAACCCUCCCCGUUAAAUCCAAGUCAACACAUGAAAUGCUGUUUUUUAAGCAUAAAAUCAGCUGGGCUUGAUAGAACAACAAAAAACACAGAAAAAAUGACUCCAACAAGUAUGACUACUGGCAUCAUGCCUGGAAGAUCACAUACAAGCACAGACAUAGCCAGAACAGAUAAUCGAGCGAAGAUCCUGAAGAUGAUCUCAGCCCUCGCAGAGCUGCACAAGACCUUUAACAGCACUAUGAGCUCACAAAUCACUCUCAUCUCUCAUGCAAACAGCAGAAAUCCCAGAAGAAAAAGUAAAGUGCAUCCUGCUCCAGAGAGAGGAGUGAAGACAACUACUGCCACCCCGCCAGCCUUGGAGACCACUGCUUCUGGAGCAAGCCCAGACUUUUGUGCCCUGAGUCUUUCAGGUCGAAACGUCAGGAAGUCUCUGCCACCACAGAACAAGAAGACCAAUAAAAGAGUGUGUUUCUGGAAGUACUGUUCCCAGAACUGAUGUCUUCCAGCUAACACUGGUGUCCACUCCCCACUCAGCAUCCAUGUCUGAUCUUCCUACCAGUGAUAUAUUUUUGGCUAAGCAUCAACGCAACCAUCUACCCCAAACAACAUUUCAAAAGAAUCACAUGUGUUCUCUUUUUUCUCUCUCUCCUUCUUGUUGCAUCUAAAUGUCAAUAAUGUUUGGUUAUUUUCCAGCAUUGUAAUGGUUACAUAGAGGUUCUCAUCAGUGCAUGUAGAACAAUAUCUGCUACAAUGACAGGCUAACUGCACUGAAUGCUGUGAGUGUAUCAUACAUCCCUUCCUCUGCUGUGUCUUUUCUCUGACUUGUGCUAGGAGACUGUUGCUGGGCAUCAGGAGGCACCGUACUUACCCACAGGCUGGCGCCAGCCUUGACUUGGCCUUUUUCAUUCACUCAUUUAUUAACAAGACUGACUAAUCAAAAAAAACGAUGUGUGCUCGUGGCCAGGGCACAUGAACCGACACCUUUGUUAACACGUUCUGUAAAAGGACGGGCACAUGUCACUUUUGUAUGUGUGCCAUGUUCAAAAUAAAGUUCAUCUGUAGCAUGACAAACAGCAGCCAUGAUGAUGAUGUAUAAAUAUUUCAUCAGCUUUGAUUUUCUUUACUUUCACUGUCAAACUCUGAUUCAAAGUUAUGUUAGAAAAGCUGCUUAGUUAAUUAAACCUGAUGUUAUUAAAUGAAGAGGAGAUCUUUGGGGCUUUUGUUGAGUUUAACUCUAAAACUUGAUUCACAAAGAUUUAAAGAGCUGUCUGCAAACUGGAACAAGUUG